Molecule: messenger RNA, 2631 nt
Organism: Saccharomyces cerevisiae S288C
Lineage: Eukaryota; Fungi; Ascomycota; Saccharomycetes; Saccharomycetales; Saccharomycetaceae
Gene: FIR1
Product: Fir1p
Exons: 1
Coding region: 1-2631 (876 amino acids)
Cellular component (GO): cellular bud neck
Source: RefSeq, marked reviewed
AUGAGCCUCCCUGUUACACCUGUCAAGAGCAAAGUGUGCAGUACAUUAUCGAUACAACAUGAGAUGGACCAUGAUCAAUGCCGUGAUGUGUUGUGCCCACGCGAAAACUUACUAGCCAUUAAUAGAACUAAUAAUAUAGAGAGUGUUGCUAUACCGCGACAGAGAUCGAGCAAGAACAAGAAACCCCAUGAGCAUACACAAUCGCAGGUUCGAUUUUCCAUUCCAGAUCCAAAUGAAAUAUCACAGGACUCCCCACUGAAAAUUGUAUUCCCCAAGAGUGGAAAUGAAACCGAAAGAAGAAUGUCUACUUCAUCAUUACUUAUGAAUAGCCAUGGUCAUUUAGUCGACAUGCACUCUAAAAUACUGGUCGAUGUCCCUAAAGAAGUUUGGAAGUUUCAUCAUAACAGGAGAAAAAAAUGUGAAAGCAGGCACCGUAAAACUCGUUCUGAUGUUAGGUCCAACACAAGUAGUAGUGGAAAAGAACCAAACCAUUCUAGAUCAAAAUCAUUACAGUCGAUCAUUGUGGAUACAAUGAACACAUAUCGUGCAACCGAGGUUGAGACCAGUAUUAAUGAGAAUACUAGUAAUAUUAGCCAAGUAUCUCCGCUGAAUUUAUCAUUUGACAGGCCUCCUCCCUUAACUCCCGAAAAGAAUUUAUAUCUCACUCCUGAAUCGCCAUUGAACAGAUAUCAUUUACCAGUUCCAUUAGAAAUAUCUCUGCCGCCCUACUUAUCUCCGCAAAACAAGGAUAAAAAGAGGAGUAGCUUGGUUUACGAUGGGGAUGGCUAUAGCCAGUUUCAAGAAGGUAACACCUCAUCGUCAACUGAAUCUUCUCUAGAACAGCCCUCAUCGUCGUAUUCAGAUGAAGAUGAUUCUAUUCCAUAUGCCCACCAUGAUGUGUCUUUCGAGUUAAAUAAUGCAGAUGCUGAUAAGCUUCUUGGAAUUGAUGAGAACGCCAACGUCAAUCUGAAGAUACAAAGGAGAAAUCUCAAAAACCCACAACAUAUUAAGAGUAAAACAGAUAGGGAAUGUGAGGAAAAAAACACUGAAAAAAAUGUUUCGUUAAAAAUUCUGUCAACACCAAAUAAACUGAUAGACAUCCCCGACUUAGAGCACAUGAAAUCCCCACCAAGCACAGGUUUAAAUGGGACAUUAAAAUUUUUCCAGCAGUUUGAACCUAGCGAGGAGCCAACUUCUCCAACUCGCCAAGUUAACCCUGAAUCACUGGACAAACUCGAUAUGUCAUUCAAAUUUCCCUCCAGUACUACUAACAAUAAUGUGGAUAAGGUACAUGAAAAUAGAAACUCUGGAGACACGAACAAUGAAGAUUUCCUGAAAGUUGAUACUUCGCCUGUGAAUCAAUCAUUUGAAUCCAGAAGACAGAUGUUAAUAGACUUGCAAAAAUCUCCGACGAAUAAUAAUCCGAGGAUACAUAAACAUAGGAGAAGCAGGAGCGUUCAUAAUAUUGAUGACAUUUCCUUAAAUUUCGAGGCAACCUCCACACCACCAGCUCCGACCUCUGCUCCCUCAAUUCCUGUUGAACAUUCUAACCCAUGUACUUCCAUUGAAAUACCUAAGAGAUCACCCUUACGGUUCACGUCAUCUCCAAAAACAUCUGAUAUUCCUCCUGAAGCUCAAUCACCUAAAAAUGGGUCCUUCCUCCAAGAAAUCUCGGUACCUUCGAUUCAAAUUAUACCAGAUGAAAGUAUCUCUCAUACAAGAGAACCAUCACCAUCACUUAUUGAAUGCCCAGAGGAUGAAAACGAAGCUUUUUCUACUGAAGUUGCUGACCAUUCUAUUGCAAUAAUUAGUGAAACAAAAAGUGUUCCAUCGAUAGAGCCAUUCAAACCGCUAUCUUCAUUCAAUUCAUUUGGUCAAGAAAUUCAAAACAAGGAACCAACUCCUUUGAACCAAACUCCUACAGACUUAAUUGGUAAACAAAGAAACUGUGUGAAUCCGCAUUCAAUUCCAUUUAGUGUUUUAUCUUCCAAUAGCCAAUCGUCACAAUCGGGUAGUAGUAAAUCUUCCUACAAUUCUGAGUUUUCUUCCAAUACUGCCAUUACGGAUACAACAUCUCAACCUUCUGUGACCAUUAACAGGUCAACUUUAGAACAUAACUUUAUAGAAGAAAAACGAUCAAUUAAAAAUUUAGGUCAUGGUCCUCCAUCCCAGAAGAACAACUAUUCGUUCCCCAGGAAUAAGAAUACUCCUUCAAAUAGACACGAUUUGGAUUUUAAUACCAUUUACGAAAAAAGAGAUGGUAAAAUGGUUGAGGUUAUUCUUUUAGAUGAGGAUGAAGAUGUAGGCCUCAAAAAUAACGAUAUAUCACGAACAAGAGUCUGCCAUGCUCAAAAAGCUAAAAAUGAGCAACAGAAGAAACGUCUAAGCCAUUGCAACGAAAUUUUGGGCAUGUGUGAUAAAACUGCAGAUGAUGCAAAAAGAAUUAUUUAUCAACUGGUAAAUGAGAAGCAUAAAUUCUCAGAAAAAGGACAACAAACAAAGCCAAAAAAAUCAAGAGUACUUCCGCCGUUGCCUUUUCCACUGUAUGAUGAAAAAGGGAAUUCUUUGAUCCCGAACAAGUAUCAGUCCAGUAUUCAUAACGACAUUCCAUCUCAUCGCAAACUAAAAUAA